Molecule: messenger RNA, 1917 nt
Organism: Lodderomyces orthopsilosis Co 90-125
Lineage: Eukaryota; Fungi; Ascomycota; Pichiomycetes; Serinales; Debaryomycetaceae
Exons: 1
Coding region: 1-1917 (638 amino acids)
Biological process (GO): maintenance of protein localization in endoplasmic reticulum
Cellular component (GO): endoplasmic reticulum membrane
Source: RefSeq, a predicted model, not a curated record
AUGCAUCAAUUUCAAAGAUCAAUGGGAAAACAACGACUGACAAGUAAUAUCAAUGGCAAAAUAUCUGGUCAUAAGAAACCCAAAGGGAAACCAUUAUCAACUCAAGUGAUCACCAAAGCUAAAGCAAAAUCGAAAGCAAAGACAGAACAUGUCACAUUUGAAGAUGAUCUGUCACAGGAGCCACCGCAUAAAACGAUACGAAAUUCAAUAUCUGAGUAUUUCUCUAAAAUAGGUUUAAAUGAAGUGUCACGAGAGCAAAGUGGGAUUUCUUUGUUCAAAUUGGUUGAAUUGGAGCUAAAUUUACCCACACUAACCAGUGCAAAGAAUCAAAACCUUACUACGGCAGAUAGAGAUCAAAGAGAUAACCAAUCGUACGAGGAGCUAGUCAAUAUGUUUAGUAUACCGUGGUAUUUGGAAAAAUUUAUGCUUUUCGGAUUAUUUGUCUGCCUCAACUCAUUCCUUGCCCUUUUUACGCUAGCCCCCAUUAAAAUCAUUCUUGUUGCUUCACAAGUACUUAUCACCUACAUCAAGAAUCCCAAGCAAAAUGUAAUCCAUCAAUUAAGCUCGAUAAAAAAAGAUGUCAUUACCCUAAGCUUGAUUGCCAUGGCGUUGUUUGUUUUAUUUUCAGGAAAAUUGGAUAUUUCCAAAAUGUAUCACGAUGUCAGAGGUCAAGCUGAUAUCAAACUAUACGUCAUGUUUGGAGUAUUGGAAGUUGCUGAGAAGUUGUGCUCAUCCAUUGGACAAGAUAUCAUAAACAUACUUUUUCAAAUCUCCUCAGUAGACCAAGUGGGAAGGUUUAUUACUUUUUAUUUCAUUUCAGUGUUUUACUUGUCAUUUCACGCGUACAUCUUGAUAUACCAAUGUGUUUCUUUAAAUGUGGCAGCAAACUCAUAUUCCAAUGCGCUAUUAACAUUGCUACUAUCGAAUCAAUUUGCAGAGUUGAAAAGCUCAGUUUUCAAAAAGCUAGAUAGAGAAGGAUUGUUUCAAAUAACAAUGGCUGAUUUAUCCGAGAGGUUCCAGUUAUCGUUGAUGUUGGGUAUAAUAGCAGUGAGAAACUUGUUACAACUAAAUUCUGCUCAUGGUCUUAUUCCCGAUAGUUGGAAAAAGUGGAAUAUUUGGUUAGGUGCCGUUUUUGGUCCUGGUGUUGUUGUAAUCGGAAGUGAAAUAUUUGUGGAUUGGCUAAAGCAUUGCUUUAUUUCAAAAUUUAAUAAGAUAAAACCACGAGUUUAUCGCAAUUUUUUGUAUGUUUCAUGCUUGGAUUUUUUGCAAGUGUUUCAAACAAGUUCUGAAGAUUCUAGCAAAAGCCAUGAGUUUACUGAUUUUAUUGUCUUGACACGUCGAAUUGGACUACCUUUAUUGGCUUUAGCCGUUUGCUUUUUGAGAAUGACUAUCGGUGAUUUUAAACAGAUUUUCAUUAUUCAAUGCUCCACUAAUGUUCGUACUUUAUUGGCGAGUCUCGUAUUUAUCACAGCAACUAUCUUCACCCUAUUACUAGUUAGAAUCAUCUUGGUGUUGUUGAUUUUUAAGAUUGCCAAUAGGUCAGUUGAAUCGCAUAAAUCGCGCCAAAGAGAGCUUGCCAAAAGGGCUAAAAACAACAUCUUGAUAGACACUCAAGUUGAAAAUACGCCAUCUCCAAGAGAGGAUUCAAUGAGCACAUUUGAUGAUUCUAGUUUUGUAUCUUCGCCGGUUGAAUUAUCUUAUCUACCUGGUUCACCCAACACAGAGCCUUCUACCAUAAACCCCAGCACUCGAGCACAUCUAUACGAUAUCGAUGAGGUCGUUCCCGAAACACCAGAGCAAAAGAGGAAUAAGCAGUUAUUGAAUGGAGCUUUGCAAGAACUGCCUUGGGGUGACAAUGAGGACGAGGGAUUGGCCAAAGUCACGCGAUACGAAAUGUCAAGUAAGCGUAUAUGGUAG